Fimicolochytrium jonesii is the source of this 1023-nucleotide messenger RNA. RefSeq names its product RabGAP/TBC. Lineage: Eukaryota; Fungi; Chytridiomycota; Chytridiomycetes; Spizellomycetales; Powellomycetaceae. Gene Ontology annotation, cellular component: Golgi apparatus. Gene Ontology annotation, molecular function: GTPase activator activity. The coding region runs from base 1 to 1023 and encodes 340 amino acids. The transcript has 9 exons. The record is from RefSeq and is a predicted model, not a curated record. Gene Ontology annotation, biological process: activation of GTPase activity.
AUGGCGGAUAUCGCGAAAUUGAAUAGCAUGUCGAUACGGUUUACAAAGUUUAAGACUUUGUUGGAUAUGCCGGUUAUUGAUUUGGAACAAUUACGGAAACUGAGCUGGGCAGGCAUACCCGACGAGAUCCGAUCAACAGUAUGGAAGCUCCUAAUGGGCUACCUCCCAUCAAGCGCCGACCGCCGCGACGCGACAUUACGGCGGAAACGGAAGGAAUAUGAGGAGUAUGUAGCACAGUCGUUCGGCAGGGGCAAGGCUACCCUGGAUCAAGGGUUAUAUCAUCAAAUCCACAUAGACGUUCAACGAACGCAUGCGACCGUACCACUAUACCAAAACGCGCGGAUACAAGAGGCACUGGAACAUGUCCUAUAUUGCUGGGCCAUCCGCCACCCAGCCAGUGGCUACGUCCAGGGCAUCAACGACCUCGUCACGCCGUUCUUUCAUGUGUACCUUCAAUCGCAUAUAAAGGGAGAUGUCGAACAAGCAAACCUGGAAAACGUGACACCGGAGCUGUUGACCGAGAUAGAAGCGGAUAGUUUUUGGUGUUUGACGAAAUUGCUUGAUGGAAUUCAAGAUAACUACACCCACGCACAACCAGGCAUACAACGCCAGAUCGUCCGCCUGAAGGAGCUCAUCAACCGUAUCGAUGCCCGCCUCUACGCCCACCUCCAAUCCCAAGGCGUCGAAUUCAUCCAAUUCGCCUUCCGCUGGAUGAACUGCCUCCUCAUGCGUGAGCUCUCGCUCCGCAACAUCAUCCGCAUGUGGGACUCCUACCAGGCCGAAGGGACCGACGGGUUCUCGGAUUUCCACCUCUAUGUGUGUGCCGCGUUCUUGGUUAAGUGGACGGAGCAGUUGCGGAGGAUGGAGUUUCAGGAUUUGAUGAUGUUCCUCCAAUCCCUUCCGACGCAAAACUGGGAAGACAAGGAAAUCGAGCUGUUGUUGUCUGAAGCGUACAUGUGGAAAUCGCUGUUCCAUAACUCGCCUAGUCAUUUGGCGCCGUCUAGCGGGACGGGGGCUUCGUAG